Eruca vesicaria subsp. sativa (arugula) is the source of this 1516-nucleotide messenger RNA. NCBI's taxonomy places the organism in Eukaryota, Viridiplantae, Streptophyta, Magnoliopsida, Brassicales, Brassicaceae. The record is from the annotation of a GenBank genome assembly.
AAUCAAUCUCCGGAUAGAACCCAAACGAUUCGAUUGAAGAAACCUUCUCCCGAUGGAUCUACUCAGGCAAGAAAUUCUGAAGAAAAGGCAGAGUCUCUCCGAGGAAGCUGGCGGCAAGAAGUUCUACAAGCGAUCCGAGAUCGAGCAGAAGAAACUCCAGAAGCUUCGUGAGGAAGAGCGACGCGAGCAUGAGCUCAAGGCCCAGCGUAGAGCCGCCGCCGCCGCGUCAGCAGCUAGCUCCGGUGGAAAAUCAUCAAUCGCUUCAUCUGCUCCUGGCUCUUCUUCUACAGCUUCCAAAUCCGACGCCGCAGCAGCUAUCUCCGAUUCCAAAUCCCUAACCGACGAGAAGAACAUCGAAACCCUAAUUCUCCCGAGGCAAGAAGUGAUUCGACGACUGAGAAUCCUAAAGCAGCCGAUGACUCUCUUCGGGGAGGACGAUCAAGCUCGUCUCGAUCGGCUCAAGUACGUGUUGAAGGAAGGGCUGUUCGAGGUAGACAGCGACGUGACGGAUGGGCAGACGAAUGAUUUCCUGCGAGACAUAUCUGAGAUGAAGAAGAGGCAGAAGAGUGGGAUCAUGGGAGAUAGGAAGAGGAAAGGUAGAGAUCAUGAGGAAGGUGGUGAGAGAGGAGUGGGUGGGGAGACUAGGGAUGGUGAGCUUAGUAGUGGCGGUGAGUCUAGUGAUGUUGAUGCUGAUAAAGAUUUGAAGCGUUUGAAGUCUAACUUCGAGGAUCUUUGUGACGAGGAUAAGAUUCUUGUCUUCUUCAAGAAGCUCUUGAUUGAGUGGAAACAGGAGCUUGAUGCUGUGGAGAACACUGAGAGGAGAACUGCUAAAGGGAAGAAGAAUGUUGCCACUUUUAAGCAGUGUGCUAGGUACCUUACCCCUCUCUUCAACUUAUGCAGGAAGAAGGGUUUGCCAUCUGAUAUUCGUCAAGCCUUAAUGGUGAUGGUUAACCACUGCAUUAAGCGAGACUACCUCGCGGCAAUGGAUCACUACAUCAAACUAGCUAUAGGAAACGCACCAUGGCCCAUUGGUGUCACUAUGGUUGGUAUCCACGAACGUUCUGCGCGAGAGAAGAUUCACACCAACAGUGUUGCUCACAUCAUGAACGACGAAACCACUCGCAAGUACCUCCAGUCAGUUAAAAGAUUGAUGACUUUCUGCCAACGACGUUACCCAACUAUGCCUUCUAAAGCCGUUGAGUUCAAUAGCUUAGCCAACGGAAGUGAUUUACAGUCUUUGCUCGCUGAAGAGAGGCAUUUUGGUGGUGAUCGCGCACAAGUCUCGGAAGAGAGACUCCGCCUCAUGCCUUCACAGAACGACAGCUAGUGUUACAUCUUUACUGUGUUUUUUUGCUGUAUUCAAUCUUUCUGAGAUAUUUAUGAAACGUUGACUCUGUUGUUCUUGAAACCGGGGUGGUCUUGUAAGAAAAAGAGAGAGAAUCAAAACUGGUAAUCCCAUUUGGUUCAGACUAUGUAUGAUCAUCUUUAUCCAAAAACAUUAAAUGAAUAUAGCCAA